UUGCUAUUGAGUUGAGUGACCUGAGGUAAACGCGCUGCAUAGGAAUAGCUUAGUUGUAGCUCAUAAAAAAUGAACAGGAUUCCUACUUUCUAGAAUGAGAAUAUGUAUGCGAAUGGUUAUCCCGUCAUGAAUUAAAGAAGACAAAAAAAGAAAGAUAUGACUAAUUCUUCUGAUCAUUCAUUUAUAUUAAUUAUACAUCGUUUACAAAAGAAAAUGGAUUCGUCGUUUAAUUUUUAUAUUGGUCUUUCACUGGCUUUAUUGUCAACAAUAUUUAUUGGAACUAGUUUUAUAUUUAAAAAACUUGCAUUGCGUCGUGCUUCUAGAAAUGGUUCUAGAGCUGGUGAUGGUUCAUUAACUUAUCUACGUGAAUGGAUGUGGUGGAUGGGUUUUAUUCUAAUGGGAAUUGGAGAAUUUGCUAAUUUUGUUGCUUAUGCAUUUGCUCCAGCUAUUCUUGUCACACCAUUGGGUGCUCUGUCUGUACUUGUCAGUACACUACUGAGUGUGCGUUAUUUAAAUGAACAUUUAAACUGUAUCAGUGGAAUUGGUUGUUGUAUUUGUCUGUUGGGAUCAACACUGGUUGUUCUACAUGCACCUAAAGAACAAAAUUUAACAUCAUUACAAGAAAUGUUGACAAGAGCUACAUAUCCAUCUUUUAUUGUCUAUGGUGUAUUUGUUAUUAUCUUAUCUGGUAUAUUGAUUUUUAUUCUUGGUCCACGUUAUGGUAAAACAAAUCCAAUUGUAUUUACUCUGAUCAGUGGAAGUAUUGGUUCACUGUCAGUUAUCGCGUGUAAAGGUGUUGGUGUUGGAUUAAAGGAUGCUUUCACUACUGGCCUUCUACCAAUUCUAUCCUUUUGGUUCUUUUGGUUUCUAAUCAUUUGGUUAAUUUGUGCAAUUACAAUACAAAUGUAUUAUUUAAAUCGUGCACUUGACCUGUUCAACACAGGAGUGAUUACACCUCUGCUGUAUGUAUUUUUUACUGGUUUUGUUAUCAUUGCAUCGGCUAUACUAUUCCGUGAAUUAAAUGUCUUAGAUUAUAUGGAUUAUAUUGGUUUAAUACUUGGCCUGCUGUGUACUGUUCUUGGCAUCUUUAUGAUAACUGUACUCAAGGAUUUAAGUUUAACAUGGACAAGUCUUCGAACAAUUCUGUCUGGUGGAAAAUAUUCCGCCUAUUAUUCAUCAUCCAAUGGUUCACUUACCAAUGGACAUGUUAAACAGUCUCAUCGGCGUCGACGUACCGCUGCUGGGAGCAUACUUCAAAGAAAAUCAAGCAUUGUCAGGGCAACAACAAAAACACUUCAUUGUAGACAUUUAUCAAUUGAUAAACUAAGUGCUGAAAAACUCAUCUCUUCUAAUCAUUAUUCAGAUACUGAACAAGCUGAUAGUGAAGUACUAUUACUGCCAACAAUUAAUGAUAAUUGUAAUGAUAAUAACAAUAGUCAUUCUUCUCAUGUAUUAUCCGAAUCAGAUAUAUCAGUGUCAAGACUACGCACACCGCUUGAUUCACCUCGUUCGUGUACUUCAAUGAAUAAUGGUGCAUCCACCGGCACAACUCCUACUGCUUCGAAUACUACGACUAUGACUACUACCUCUACAAUUGCUAAAUAUCCUAUCACACGAAAUAAUAAUAGUGGUAGUAAUAGUUUAAGACAAUCAAAACAAGAUUUAUUGAAUAUUUAAUUUUGUCCAAUAGGCGUUUAAAUCGCGUAGAGGCGCGUAAUUCAAAUUUCAAGGUCGUGUGCAGGUGUUGUCGCAUUUUUGUUUUCUUCUUUCUUUCAAAUUCAUGAUUUUGCCUUUCAAUUUGUGUGUUUGUUUGUUUGUGUUUUGAAUAUUUGCGCGUGUACACAUUGGUCAAAAAUGAGUUUGUUUUAUUAAUUAAUUAUCUGUGAUCUUGUUCAAUGUGUCAAUGUGUUUAAGUGUGCUAGAUAGAGAGAGAGAGAGAUUAGUCAUAACAUCAAUUGUAUCAUGACCACUGAUAUUGUUCUUCUUAUUCUUGUACACAUAUAUAUAGAAUAAACAAUUACUGUAUUCAUUCUUCAUUGUAGUUUUGUUAUUAUUAUUAUUACUAUUACCUCUCCUCAUACUAAUGUUGUCCUCAUUUAUGGCGUAUUUUUGUAAUCCCACUGGUUGUGUCUUUAUCGAUCCAAAUGAGUGGCUGGCUAUGACUAAUUUGAUUUUGUCUAAGUUGUUUUAAUCAAACUUAGGCUGUGAAUGUGUGUGUGUGUGUGUCUACUCUUGCGUCUAUCUACCCGUCUGUCUGUCUAUCUAUCCAUCUUUGUAUUGAUUACUUCUCAUGAAUAAGAGAGAGAGAAGUAAAGAGGUCAAUAAGUGUGCACUGUGUAAUUUUAAGUUGACUAUAAUUCGAUUAUUGUUUGUGUUUAUCGUAUAAAAAAGAAUAUAUAUACCCUUAGACAAUCAAUUGUUUGUGAUUAUGAUUGUUAUUACUGAUAUUCCUAUUAUUCUUAAUCAAUAAACUAUUUUCAACGGUUGGUUUGCAGAGUGGUUUAAUUGAUUUUUAG
Molecule: messenger RNA, 2516 nt
Organism: Trichobilharzia regenti
Lineage: Eukaryota; Metazoa; Platyhelminthes; Trematoda; Strigeidida; Schistosomatidae
Source: the annotation of a GenBank genome assembly